Molecule: messenger RNA, 2036 nt
Organism: Hirundo rustica (Barn swallow)
Lineage: Eukaryota; Metazoa; Chordata; Aves; Passeriformes; Hirundinidae
Gene: HOXB5
Product: homeobox B5
Exons: 2
Coding region: 55-852 (265 amino acids)
Biological process (GO): regulation of transcription by RNA polymerase II; anterior/posterior pattern specification
Cellular component (GO): nucleus
Molecular function (GO): RNA polymerase II cis-regulatory region sequence-specific DNA binding; DNA-binding transcription factor activity, RNA polymerase II-specific
Source: RefSeq, a predicted model, not a curated record
GCACGGGGUUAUAACGACCACGAGCCACAAAUCAAGCCCUCCAAAAUAACCCAAAUGAGCUCUUACUUUGUAAACUCGUUCUCAGGGCGCUACCCAAAUGGCCCCGACUAUCAGUUACUAAAUUAUGGGACCGGCAGUUCCAUGAACGGUUCUUACAGAGAUUCAAGCACCAUGCAUUCCAGCUCUUAUGGCUACAACUACAAUGGGAUGGACCUUAGCAUCAACCGCUCAGCCUCCUCCAGUCACUUUGGGGCUGUGGGCGAGAGCUCCCGCGGUUUCCCUUCUCCAGCUCAGGAGAGCAGGUUUAGACAGGCGUCCAGCUGCUCCUUAUCUUCUCCCGACUCCCUGCCCUGCUCCAACAGCGAGAGCCACGGAGGCAAACCCGCCCCGUCCCCCUCCGACCAGGCUCCUUCUGCCAGCACCACCAACACAAAUUUCACAGAACUAGACGAGACCAGCGCGUCCUCGGGAGCCGACGAGGGCACUCCAAUAAGCAGCAGCAUCCCCCGAGCGCAGGCAGAGCCCAUCGCGACCUCCACGGCAGCGACAGAAGGGCAGGCACCUCAGAUAUUCCCUUGGAUGAGGAAACUUCACAUUAGCCAUGACAUGACUGGACCAGACGGGAAGAGGGCGAGGACAGCGUACACUCGCUACCAGACCCUGGAGUUGGAAAAGGAAUUCCACUUCAAUAGAUAUCUCACCCGCAGGAGGAGGAUAGAGAUCGCUCACGCGCUCUGCCUCUCCGAGCGCCAGAUCAAAAUCUGGUUCCAGAACCGGCGCAUGAAGUGGAAGAAGGAUAAUAAACUGAAAAGCAUGAGCUUGGCCUCGGCGGGCAGCGCCUUUCAGCCCUGAAAGCCCCCAGGAGGGAAAAAAAAAUAAUAAUAAUAAAAGGAGAAGAAGAUGAUGAUGAAGAAGAAGAAGAGACGGGCGAAAGGAAAAAACAAUUAAAUAAAAGCAACAAGCAAAAAAAAAAAAAUCACAAAACAAAACCACAACACACACACACACACACACACACACACAGAGAGUGAAUAAUAAAGGAAAUAAAUAAAUGGCCGCAGAUCUUUAGUUUCGGAGUACUGUACAGUGAGGCACCUUCUGUUCGGCAUGUGGUUGAUUUAUCCCAAAAACCAGCUCCUGUUGGUACCGCUGUCCCGGGACUGAGCUCGUGUCGUGUUCUCUUUUGGAGGUUUUUUUUUUUGUAGUUGUUGUUGUUGUUUGUUUGUUUGUUCGGUUGGUUUAAAAAAAAAAAUUAAAUUUUAUUUCCAGAUGCUCCUCCUGCUCUCGUUGUUCUUCUAAAUGUCAGUGUCCGUGCUCUCUUGAUGCUUUCUGGAAAGCUAGCAUGUGUUCUGUGAGCCCUUUGAAUGUUAUAACUUAUUUAUAAAUCGGCAGCAGAUACGGUUGUUUGUUUAUCUGUUGGGAUUUUUUUUUUUUUUUAAUCUUUUCCCCUCCCCCCCUUUUAUUUUUCCUGAGUUUUCUGCUCUUGGGUGAGUUCUUCUCUGCCCAAGCGAAAAUCGGGGGUUCCUGCACUGCAGUCGCAGGGGAAAAAAAAAAAAUCUUUAAAAACCCAAGCGAAAAUGUAAAAAAGUGGGGGGGAAAAAAAGAAAAAAAAAAGGAAAAAUAAGAAAAAAAUAUUAAAAAAGCAGCUCUUGUAUCCUUCUGUCUUAAAAUUGUCCAGUCUGUGUUUUAGUCCAAACUCCAGGCCGGGAUUUCUAACCCCAGCCUAAUUCCGAGGCGUACUCUUAGACGUGGGUGAACUUCAUUAUUAAAUAAUAAUAAUAAUAAUAAUAAAUAAUAAUAAAAAAUAAAGGGUAAAAAAUAAAAUGUAUAAAAGAGGAGACCGAGGCUGGAGUGCUCUGAUGUUUGUAAAUAUUUAGAAAUAUUUCUGCCGUGAGUAAUAGCCGGGUCGUAGUGGGCAGAGUGAAUGCGGUGUUCUGUGUAAAAAUGGCAUCUGUCAUGUCUAGCAGCCUGGUAGUUCCUUGCCAAGAAGCUUUUUGUAAUUGUUUGUAGCUUUACUCGAAGUCAAAUAAACGUUU